GCCUGCCACCCCUUUCUCCUCUCCAAAAUUGUACUUUACGCAUUUAUACACAAGAAAGAUCGGUCGAAGAAAAGAACAGCGCAGCUAGCUAAGACUUAUGGGCUCUUUAGUUCCCAAUAACUCUGCCAUUAAUGUCUUCUCCGUCCCAGAUGAUACUACAGGCAAGAUCAUAACUUGCAAAGCGGCGGUGGCGUAUGGUCCCGGGGAGGCGCUGGUGGUGGAGGAUGUGUUAGUGGAUCCGCCUCAGAAAUCGGAGGUUCGAAUUAAGAUCAUCUUCACUUCAAUUUGCCACACUGAUCUCAGUGCCUGGAAAGGAGAGAACGAGGCUCAACGUGCUUUCCCCCGAAUUCUCGGCCACGAAGCCUCCGGGGUGGUGGAGAGCGUGGGGGAAGGGGUGAGAGACAUGAGAGCGGGGGACCACGUGGUGCCGAUCUUCAACGGGGAGUGCGGGGCGUGUCGACACUGCAAGUCGAGCAAGACCAACUUGUGCGAGGACUUCCGGGUGAGCCCGUUAAGGGGCGUGAUGGUCGGGGAUGGCAAGUGCAGGUUCUCCACCAAAGAUGGGAAACCAAUCUACCAUUUCCUCAACACGUCCACCUUCUCGGAGUACACGGUGGUCCACUCCGCUUGCGUCGUCAAAAUCGACCCCAUCGCCCCCCUCAAACUCAUGACUCUGCUCAGCUGUGGCGUCUCCACCGGAGUUGGAGCCGUGUGGAACACUGCCGAUGUUCAAGCAGGCGAAACAAUUGCGGUGUUUGGCAUGGGAGCUGUCGGUUUGGCGGUAGUGGAAGGUGCACGAACUAGAGGUGCAUCAAAGAUUAUUGCAGUUGACAUCAACUCGGAGAAGCGCAUCAAAGGUGAAGCUAUCGGAAUCACAGACUUUAUAAACCCAAAGGAAUUAGAUAUGCCCGUUCACCAGAAAAUUAGGGAAAUGACAGAUGGAGGCGUCCAUUAUAGCUUUGAGUGUGCUGGAAAUGUGGACGUCCUCAGGGAAGCAUUUUUGUCAACUCACGACGGUUGGGGAUUGACGGUGGUUUUGGGGGUGCAUCCCAGUCCGAGGCUGCUCCCGCUACACCCGAUGGAGUUGUUUGACGGGCGGGGAAUCGUUGCAUCCGUCUUCGGGGACUUCAAAGGGAAAUCACAACUCCCUCACUUUGUGAAACAAUAUUGUAUGCAAGGAGGGAUUGUGAAGUUGGACGAGUUUAUAAGUCAUGAAAUGCAUUUUUCCCGCAUCAAUGAAGCCUUCCACCUCCUCCUCCAAGGCAAGUCAUUGAGAUGUCUUCUUCAUUUCUAACCUCAUCUUUUCUUCACAACAAGGAAUAUGUUCUAAAGAACAAAAUAAAAAAGGAAUAACAAGGGGUGGCGAUACCUCAUACUCAAUGUGUUUUAUAGUGUUACAAACUUUGGUACUUCUUAUACAAGUUUGUACUCUGUGGUACUAGUUUUAUCUUAGCUUCGAACGUACUCCAUAUACGUGUAAAACAUGUGUGAGGCACGAGAACACAUUAUACGAAUAAUUAAUAAUUAGAGUAAAAAAUAUGUCUCCAUUAU
Cuscuta campestris is the source of this 1551-nucleotide messenger RNA. The record is from the annotation of a GenBank genome assembly. NCBI's taxonomy places the organism in Eukaryota, Viridiplantae, Streptophyta, Magnoliopsida, Solanales, Convolvulaceae.